This is a messenger RNA of Mycosarcoma maydis (corn smut), 4275 nucleotides long. RefSeq lists its product as uncharacterized. The record is from RefSeq and is a predicted model, not a curated record. Gene Ontology annotation, molecular function: protein binding. Gene Ontology annotation, cellular component: cytoplasm. Bases 1 to 4275 code for a protein of 1424 amino acids. The transcript has a single exon. Lineage: Eukaryota; Fungi; Basidiomycota; Ustilaginomycetes; Ustilaginales.
AUGGCGUCCACCAGUGUCGCAAUGGAUACCAACCAUGACACGGCUCCACUUCAGCAGCUGCUCAGCUUGACCAACGCUCCGCUCAAGUACACCAUAGCUCAGGCAUCCUCCUGGUCAGGCACCUAUCAUCCCACCAACAUCCUUCACAAUCGUCCACACGAAAUGUACUCGAGAUGGUCCGGCUCUUCUCAGCACGCUGCCAACUCGGCCCUCUCCGUACCCACCGCCGCUACCACCUCCUCUUCCUCCACUGCCACCGCCAUGGGCGUCAACCCUUCCAGCUACCUCGCCAACCCGUCCAACCCAGCGCUUGCAUCCACGCCCAACCUCGUGCCUGCCUCCAACUCGAGCCAUACUUCUUCUCCCUCUUCUACGGCUUCGGCUGCCACCCUCGGCGCCUCUCAAUCCGCAUCAAGUCGCAGGACAGCCACCGUCACAGUAGCGGCGGCUGGUACAAUUCCAGCCCAAUCCCACAAGCAGUACAUUGUCCUCAAACUCGAAAAACUCAGCGUUGUGCGAUCCAUCACGUUUGGCAAGUAUCACAAGCCGCAUCCUUGCAAUCUUCGUGACUUUAAAGUAUACGGCGCCACCAGCAUCGACAGCCUCCUCCCCUCGCUCUCGCUCAACGGUCGUCCACCAGCAAGCAAGCGUCUCCUCCGUGGUGGACUCAAGAAUGACGCCAUCCCCGAGACGUUCGAACUACGAUGGCUCGAAGAUGCCGCCACUGGCUCCGGUUCCGGCUCCUCGAUCGAAUCCUCCACCUUGCUCCCCGCAGACGGCGAACCGGAUCGUCGCUCGGCCACAAACGCGCUCGUCAACACAGGCAAUGCCGUCCCAUUUGCCGUUCGAUACAUCAAGAUUGUCCCCCUCGCCGCUCACACGCCCAACUACAACUUUUCCAUCUGGCAUGUCGCACUCGCCGGCGUCAGCGAUCCUCUCCUCGUCUCCCGUGUCGCACAGAGCUACCAAAACCAUCGACAAUCCACCGCCACGCGUCUCAUUCUCAAACACCUUCGAGAACACGGUCACCACACCGCAUUUCAAGCUUUGCUACAGUCUUCCCGCCUUGCACCCCCAACGCACUCAGACGCUGCACCACAACAGCCCAAGUUGCUCCCCUACAGUCCACACCGCCCCUUUGAGCAUCCUCUCCUCACCACACUCUUUGAUGCGCUCGUUCGACGCGGUAGCUGGGACCAAGUCGAGCUCUGUCUCAAUCGCGCUGCCUACGGCGACCUCCUCGACACUACUCACAGCGGCUCGUCUACACCCAUCUCUCCAGGCGCAACUGGCGCUGGUCUAGCAUCGCCUUUGAUCGCAACCCUCUCCCGCAGCGGUGUAUGGACGCAGCCAUGGCAAAAGUCCAUGUUCUCUUCCUACAUCUCCCGCCAGAUUCCCAAAGCCAGCUGGUCCCAAAUUCAUCCUCUGGCGUCUAUCUCGCUCCAUCAUUCCCACUCCCACUCCCAUUCCUCCGAGCCUGCUGCCAAAUCCUCCGCAGCACCCUCAGGAAGGGGUGGCCAUGCCAUGGUCUUUGAUGCAGACAAAGGCAUCGCCUACCUCUUUGGCGGAUGGGACGGUCAGCGAGACCUUUCCGACCUGUGGGCCUACCACGUCGGCGAGAAUCGGUGGCGCCUGAUUUCGUCCGACACCCAAUUGCAAGGCGGUCCCAGCCCGAGAAGCUGCCACAAGAUGUGUCUCGACGAAAAGAGCGGAUGCAUCUACCUCCUCGGUCGCUACAUUGAUUACGAAAGCGUCCACCAAUCCGAGGCAAUGCCAGCCGACUCGAUCGCCCACACCACUCGCCCCGCUGUCAACUCUUCUUCCAACUCUUCCUCGGCGGCGGUGGCAGCACCGCCUCCUGUGACGCCUUCCUCUUCCACCGCACGCACCACACGCGCCAACUUUCUCGCGCGUUAUCCAGAGUCGAUCACUCGCGACAUUCACAUGAACUUGGAUGACUAUUUGAUACAACCCCAAGACUCGCCCAUCGAGGCGUUCGGCCAAGUGGACCAGACGACUACAUCACGCGGAGCAUCAGCCGCGCGCGGGGCAGUCUCGGCUGGAUCCACACCGGCGCCAGCGUCCAACUCGGAAGCCUCGCCCUUACUCACGAGCAGUAGCUUUGCGGACUCAACCGCAAGAUCGUCAAGAGCUUCCUCGCGUCUUCACAACAGCGUACGAUCCGACUCACAGCAGCGACCGCCUUCCCUCUCGUCUCCACCGGGUCGCGAAGCCGACUUUUUCCGCUUCUCGACUCGUUCAGAGAAGUGGGAAAGGCUCAGCACCGAUACCUACGCUGACGGAGGCCCCAAACUCAUCUUUGACCACGGUCUCGUCAUUGAUGCACAGGACCAGAUGAUGUACGUCUUUGGUGGCCGCGUCACCGAUCCCGACCCGGCCAAGUUUGAGUUCAGCGGCAUGUGGCGCUACGAUAUCAUUCAACGUAGCUGGACCUUUCUCUUUGACGAUCGCACUUCCAAUGGCGCCAAGAUCCUCAGCCGAUCCGGACACAGCAUGCUGCUCGACAGCGGCCGUCCCGGUGCGUCUGGCAUUUCGCCUUCGCACACGCGCCAGAUCUGGAUCCUCGGAGGUCAGCGCGGUGCCUCGGCGACGUUUUUGGCCGACAUGUACACGUACAACUUGGCUACCGGCGCUGUUCGAGAAGUGUCGCGCAACACGGCGCACAACGGUCCCGAGGCUGCUUUCACCCAACGAGCUACGAUCGACGUUGCGGCUCGAGAGAUCAGCGUCUUUAUCGGACUCAUUGGCAGUCGCAAUGAACGAAAGAGAAGUGCAUUUUGGAUCUAUAGCAUCCCCAGAUCAUCAUGGCGCAAGGUGUAUCAGUACGAAGGCGGCAAGCGCUCCGAGUUUGCCUCGGAAGCUAUCACUGGCGCGCUGGCCAAUACGCAAGCGCUAGGACUUUACGGUAGCGAUGACGCGGCGCUUGGUUCUACGGCUGGCCUCGACGCCGACGGUGAGCUGGAGGGAGACCAAGUUCCCGAAUCCGGUCCUCUGCAAGCACUGCCGAGUUACUCGGACGAGAUUAACACCGACGACGAGGAGAUGCCCCUCGAGCCAUCCACCAAUAGCUGGACCGCGUAUGCUGGGCAGAAUACGUUGGAGCCUCUCGGCGGUGCCUCGGCGCAUCCGGCAGCAGCCACAUCCAGCAUCACCAGCCCAUCUACGGCUAAUUCUACCCGCGCAAGGCGCCAAAGUGGAACAGGUGCGGCCAAUGCAGUGCAGGCGACAGAACCGCAGCCGAGAUACGCAGCACAGCUGGUGUUUGACGACCGUAAGAAGGUCUACUACCUGCAUGGAGGCAACCCCGAGGACGCUUCCGAUCGAUCGUAUCGCCUCGAUGAUUUUUGGCGUCUGACUUUGCUCCGUCCCACUCCGGGCGAGAUUCUGCGCAGAGCCAAGUUCCGCGUGAGAAGACAACGAUUCCUCGAGAUGACUCGCAACCUGGCACCGACGUUGAACGACUCGGACGAAGACGUGACUGCAGCCGUAGCAGCAGCAACAGCAACAGCAACAGCAACAGCAACAGCAACAGCAACAGCAGCAGCAACAGCAGCAACAGCAUCAGCAUCAGCAUCCUCAUCAUCACCAUCACUUGCUGCGACUCAACCCGGCUUUGUUCUGGACGGUGGACCGCGUCUAGGUCUCGAAGCGCUGAUGUACCUGCAGACCGAGGUGGGAGCGGUGGUGGACCAUUCGGACGAAUGGGAAUCGCGCCUCUUCCGUCGACUCAUGUCGCAUCUCUUGAACGCUGAGAUGGGUAGCGUCAGCAAUGACGGCGCAUCAGCUGGACGCAAGCCUUCUUUGGCAGGCGACCUCAUCUCAGCGGACGAAACGCUCGUUGCGGCCGAUCGUGGCGUCAGCAGCGGGGGCAUCGGAUCAUCGCCUCUCAACCCAAACGUUAACAUGGGUAGCACAGACGUGUGGAGCGGCGCAGCAGGAUCUAAACGCACACGCGAAGAGGCUGAGACAGACGAAGCCGAACUGGCCAGCUCCGUUUCGUCGCUCAUGAGCGGAGAUGACGCUGGUUCCGAAAUGAUGCUCUCCGCGUCGCAGGUGCUGCAACAUCGCAACAGGAAGGUAGCUGCGGCGAGGACGCUACCUACGGUUCAUGUGAGGGAGGAUGAAGGUAGGCCAAGCUCGCUGUACGUGGAGCGCACGAAACUUUACAGGGAGCUCAUUGAGUAUUUCAAUCCCGAGCUGGUCGAGCCAAGGGCUGAGUUAGGGGGAUGUAUCGAGGUUGCGCUUGGUGGCUAG